AUGUGCGAAAGCUAUUUGCCACGGCAUUCGAAAUUUUCUUCUUCAGAAACUUACAAUAGUUUUAAAACAGAAUUUUCAAAUCAAAUGAAUGGAAACAACUUUGAAAUUGUCCUAGCUGUAGGUAACAAGAUCGUUAGCCCAAACGUUGCUGGUGGAAUAGAUGGUAGGGUGUUAAAACACCUUUGUGCGCAGGGUCCCGUUUAUCUUCGAUGCAAAAUCCCAUUAGAAACCGACUACGGUUGGGUGAGCGAUGAUGAGAAGGACGAAAGUAAUGAGAGCGAUAAUGACUUUUUACCCAGAAGGAAACGCGCAUACUCAAGGAGUGGAACCAUCAAGCAGUCACUGAAUGCGAGUGACGAUGAUGAUCUACCACCCAUGAGCAAACAUGGAAGUGCAAGGCUCUCCUCAGACACCAAUAAGCAGUCGCUAACUGUGAGUGAAGAUGAUGAUCUACCACCCAUGAUUGAUUGGAGCCCAACACCUCGAAGUGCAAGGCUUUCUUCAUCAACAAGUACAAUCUCUGGGUCAGUGACACAGGCAGAGGUAACUGAUAAUCAGUAUUCCUCUGGUUCAAGAACUUGUACUGCCUCUUCACUGCCUACGCUAUAUCCAACAUGCCCAACUUGUAACAUGCAAUUCCCAUUAUCAGAAAUUGAAUUUCAUGCCGAUACCUGUUGUGAGAACAUAAGAAACCCAGAAACUUGCCUAUAUGAAUCAAUAAUGAUAGAUCCUCAAGAUGCAGGGGAGUGGAAUUUAAAGCCAGUCGACACAAGUUCUCCCAGUGAAAUUAAUGAAGAAGUGUCUGUUAAAGAUCUUUUG
Messenger RNA from Porites evermanni, 819 nucleotides. The record is from the annotation of a GenBank genome assembly. NCBI's taxonomy places the organism in Eukaryota, Metazoa, Cnidaria, Anthozoa, Scleractinia, Poritidae.